AUGAGAUCGGGUUUGUUAUUCUGCAGCAGUACUGUGCUUAUACCUCAGCGAUGUCCCAUUCUGCUGCAAGGGUGGUUGGUGUAUGCCCUAUGUGGGAACCGUCACUUGUCACAAGCUGAAGCUGGGUGUGCUGCUGUUGAGGAAGAGGCCUUAGCUGUCACGUGGUGUCCCAAGAAGGCCAGGCUACUCCUGUUGGGCUGCCCCAACUUAUUGAUUGUGACUGACCACCGCCCGCUGGUCAAGCUCCUGGGUGAUAGGGAGCUGAAGGAUAUACUGAACCCAAGACUCUUCCGUCUCAAGGAGAAAACCCUGCAAUACAGGUUCCAGGUAAGAUACCUACCACGGAAGAGGAACUGCGCUGCUGACUUUUUAUCACAUUUCCCUGCUCUCCGUUGUGAACCAGAUGACAAGGACUCUGAACUCGAAGAGGAUAUGGCUGUUGCCCUUGUCGCUGCUUCAGCCACUGCCCUUGAGCAAGAAUGCCUCAUACUUGACGAGGAGAGGGUCAAAGUAGCAGCCUCUAAAGACCCUGUAUACCAGUUGUUGGUAGCUAAAGUGGCAGCAAAUGACUGGCGCCCACAGAAGGCACAGGAGUUGGCCUGCCUACGUCAGUUCUAUGCAGUUAGGGACAGGUUAUCUAUGGCAGAAGACCUGAUAGUCUACACUUAUGAGCAAGGAUGCCCACGUCUGCUCAUCCCAGAGGAACUUCGCCUUCAAGUCAUCACAGGCCUUCACGCAGGACAUCAGGGGGUGAACUCCAUGCUCCGCAGGGCUAGGCAAUCAGUUUACUGGCCAGGCAUGGAAGGUGACCUGCAGAGCCACAGGGAUGGAUGUGCCUCUUGUGAUAUACAUGCUCCAUCGCAACCUGCUGAACCAUUAGUACUCACAGCACCCCCAGAAUACCCAUUCCAGUCAACGGUGGUGGACAUGCUACAGUUGGAGGGCCAUAUGUACAUGGCCUAUGCAGACAGGCUCACCGAGUGGCUGGAAGUCGCACACUUUCCACAUGGUACAACGUCAUCAAGAAUCAUAUCAGUGUUGAGGACGUACUUCACCAGAUGGGGAGCUCCAGAGCUAAUCUCGACAGAUUGGGGCACAAACCUCAUUAGCGAAGAGACCACAUCAUUCUUCAGAAAGUGGGGGUUUACUGUACGCCUUUCGUCAGCCCAUUACCCCCAGUCCAAUGGAAGGGCUGAAGCAGCAGUCAAGACCGCCAAGAGGAUCAUCAGGGCAAAUAUAGGCAAAGGAGGCAGCCUCGAUUGCAACAAGGCAUCUCUGGCAAUUCUUCAGUACCUCAACACCCCUCCUAAGGGGUUCAACAAGUCACCAGCACAGCUUGCCAUCGGUAGGCAGCUCAGAGAUGGAGUGCCAACGCCCCAGACAUCAUUACAAGGUGGAGAGACACUGGGACGAGAUCAUCCAGAAGAGGGAACUACAAAUGGCAGAGUCCCUAAAGGAGACCCAACCACUUGCUGGGACCAGGGAGCUUCUACCCCUUGUUGUAGGCUGCAGGGUAAGAGUGCAGGAUCCUGUAACCAAAACCUGGGACCGAUCUGGGUCGGUAGUGGAGUCCAAGGGCCACCGACUGUAUCUUAUUAG
This is a messenger RNA of Macrobrachium nipponense, 1599 nucleotides long. RefSeq lists its product as uncharacterized. Lineage: Eukaryota; Metazoa; Arthropoda; Malacostraca; Decapoda; Palaemonidae. The transcript has a single exon. The record is from RefSeq and is a predicted model, not a curated record. The coding region runs from base 1 to 1599 and encodes 532 amino acids. Gene Ontology annotation, molecular function: nucleic acid binding. Gene Ontology annotation, biological process: DNA integration.